AUGAUUCGUCCACAGGGUCCCGUCCUUGUUCUCAAGCAGAACACCAAAAGAGAACAAGGCAGGAAAGCACAACUGGCAAACAUCCAAGCCAGCAAGGCGAUUGCUGACAUUGUACGCACGACCUUGGGUCCGUCCUCGAUGCUGAAGAUGCUGCUUGACCCCCUCGGAGGCAUUGUGCUCACCAAUGACGGCAACGCGAUUCUUCGCGAGGUGGAUGUUCUUCACCCGGCAGCGAAGACGAUGAUUGAGUUGUCUCGCACUCAAGACGAAGAAGUAGGAGACGGAAGCACGAGCGUGGUCGUGCUCGCCGGGGAGGUUCUCGCGGGGGCUGUGGAUUUGUUAGAGAAACAGCAGCUGCAUCCCUCGGUCAUUUCGCAUGGCUACGUGAUGGCUCUGGAAGACACACUAAAGUACAUGAACGAAAUCGCCAUCGACGUGGACGUUAGCGACGACGCGAAGCUGCGUCACGUUGUAGACGCGUGCCUCAACACAAAGUUCUCUUCUCGCUGGGAAGGCCGCAUCAGCCAGAUGGCCAUCGACGCUGUGAGGAAAGUCGAGGUCAAACUGCCGAACGGCAAGAAAGAAAUCGACAUCAAACGCUACGCCAAAGUCGAAAAGAUCCCCGGAGGGGACCUCGAGGAAUCCAGAGUCCUCGACGGCGUUAUGGUCAACAAGGAUGUCACGCAUGCAAAGAUGCGCAGAUACAUUGCCAACCCCAAGGUUCUUUUGCUGGACUGUCCGCUGGAGUACAAAAAGGGCGAGUCUCAGACCUACGUCGAGAUCACGAAGGAAGAUGAAUGGGCGAAGCUUUUGGAGCAGGAAGAGAAGGAAGUUCGCGCAAUGUGCGACGACAUCAUCGCGAGUGGAUGCAACUUGGUCAUCACCGAGAAAGGCGUCAGCGACUUGGCUCAGCAUUUUCUCGUGAAGGCGGGCAUCAGCUGCAUUCGCCGAGUCAGAAAGACUGACAACAAUCGCAUAGCCCGCGUCACAGGCGCCACCAUCGUGAACCGCACAGAAGAAAUCACCAAAGAAGACGUUGGCACCAAAUGCGGACUCUUCGAAAUCAAAAAAAUCGGAGAUGAAUACUUUACGUUUCUCACACAGUGCCAGGAGAAGGGCGCGUGCACCAUUCUGCUGAGAGGCGGCAGCAAAGAUGUCCUGAAUGAAGUCGAAAGAAAUCUGCAAGACGCGAUGAACGUCGCGAGAAAUAUCAUGCUCGAGGGCAAGUUGCUCCCCGGCGGCGGGGCCACGGAAAUGGCGAUUUCAGCGCGCCUCCUCGCGAAUGCAAAGAAUGUCGAGUCCGUGAAGCAAUACCCCUACAAGGCAGUUGCGAGCGCCCUGGAGGUCAUCCCAAGGACUCUUGCACAAAACUGUGGCACAAAUGUCGUCAAGGUCAUGACUGAACUUCGCGCAAAGCACGCCACCUGCUCAGGAGACAGCGCCAAGUGGGGCGUCGACGGCGAGACGGGCGCAGUUGUCGACAUGAUCGAGAAGCACGUGUGGGAUAGUUUGGCUGUCAAGCAACAGAUCGUGAAAACCGCUAUUGAAGCAGCGGCCAUGCUCUUGCGGAUUGAUGACGUUCUUUCGGGUGUCAGAAAGGAAGGCACCGGAGCGCCGGGGGACAACAUGGAAGCGGACCCUGAGACCUUUGGAGAUUCGCGCGACGGAUAA
Neospora caninum is the source of this 1671-nucleotide messenger RNA. RefSeq lists its product as hypothetical. The transcript has 9 exons. NCBI's taxonomy places the organism in Eukaryota, Apicomplexa, Conoidasida, Eucoccidiorida, Sarcocystidae. Gene Ontology annotation, molecular function: ATP binding; ATP-dependent protein folding chaperone; ATP hydrolysis activity. Bases 1 to 1671 code for a protein of 556 amino acids. The record is from RefSeq and is a predicted model, not a curated record. Gene Ontology annotation, biological process: protein folding. Gene Ontology annotation, cellular component: chaperonin-containing T-complex.